Molecule: messenger RNA, 2274 nt
Organism: Neoarthrinium moseri
Lineage: Eukaryota; Fungi; Ascomycota; Sordariomycetes; Amphisphaeriales; Apiosporaceae
Exons: 2
Coding region: 1-2274 (757 amino acids)
Biological process (GO): regulation of DNA-templated transcription
Molecular function (GO): DNA-binding transcription factor activity, RNA polymerase II-specific; zinc ion binding
Source: RefSeq, a predicted model, not a curated record
AUGGCCCACACCAAGUCUGGCCAGUCCGAUGAUCAAGAUGAUAGCUAUCGAAAACCUAACGGGCGUAAGGGCUCGAAGAAAGUGCGGACUGGCUGCCUCACGUGCAAACUGCGCAAAGUCAAGUGCGACGAAACGAAGCCAGAAUGCCUGAGAUGCAAGAGAACUGGGCGUGUAUGCAAUGGCUACCAGGCUGCCAGGCCCGGGAAACGCGCACGUCAAGGACCACCCGCAGACGACUUGCGCUUAUCUGUCGCGCUCAAUGCGAUGCCGGAAUUUGGAAGCGCUGUGGAAGCUCAGUCGUACCACUUCUUUCUCACUCACAGCGGCCCUAGUCUGGCAUCAGAUUAUGACUCGGGAUUCUGGAACUCUUUAGUGUUACAACUUUGCCACUCGGAACGAGCUGUUCUGCACGCUGUCCUUGCAGUAAGCAGCUUCCACGAAAGUUUACUGCUGGGAAAUCUCGAUGGGCAAGGCGAGUUAGAGGAUCGGCAAGUCUUCGCACUAGAACAAUACAACAUAGCCAUAGGCAUCCUACGCGACCAAAUGAACGAAGAAACGGUCCGCGACGCCAUCGUGCCAUUGCUCAUGUGCCUGCUCUUUAUAUGCAUGGAGUACAUGCAAGGGAAAGAGGUGGACGCUCUAAACUAUAUUAAUCAAGGACGCCAAAUCAUCCAAAAGUUCUCUCAGAUUGGCCACGUACCUGGAUAUCAGGUUGACAUCAUAAAACAGCAUAUCGUCCCCUUAUACAUCCGGUCCGGCGUGACAGCUGUCUUAUCUGGGGCCAGCGUCCAGCCCAUCCCCGAUCGGUUUGACGCGUUCUACGAGGUCCCGCCCCUAUUCUCGACUAUCCAAGACGCUAGACAUACCUUCUACUCUAUGAUGGACCGAGUAUUGCGUUUCACGUCCGACGCGCGACUGAAAGUCCAAGAUGCAGAUCUCCCGCCGGCAUCGGUCCAUGACUUGAGAGCACACCAACAAUGGCACCUGUCCUCAUUAUCGAAGUGGAACACAGCGUAUGCGGUACUGACAGCAACCCAGUCAGUCGGGGAUCCACCUCCGUUAUCUAUGAUUCUCUUACAGAUAUACUACCACGCCGCUAUUAUUUGGGUGUCAACUGCGCUCACACUGGAAGAGACAGACUACGACCAAUACCUCGAUCACUUUAGCGCCAUUUUGCCUUUGGCGAGGAGAUUCUUUGACUUCCCUCCAUCUCACGGCUCGCAGCCUCGACCGAAACAUUCAUCAAACCGCACACCGGAAAACCCUGACGAAAGCAGGCGAGCUACUAGUUCUCAUGUGCAGCUUUCGACUAGCAGACGAGACUUCUCGUUUGACACUCAGAUCAUCCCUCCGUUAUACUUUGUAGCCGUCAAGUGUCGGCACCCGAUAAUACGACGAACAGCUUUGAACCUUCUCAUGACGUGCAAUGACCGUCAAGAGAACCUAUGGCGGUCUGGUGGAGUCGGUGCGGUUGCAGCGCGGCUAGUUGAGGUCGAGACAGAGAUUGCUGAACAAGCAAAAUGCCAAUCGCCAGGAGGACCGGACUAUGAAAGCCACGGGAAGAUGCAAUACAUCUCUAUCAGAAGCACAGGGACUCAGAAGCUUCGGCCUGUUUCACAGUCAGGCCGCCUACAUACCCCAGUAUCAACCGCCCCCAACGAUAUUGAGAUCGACAGCGCUUUGGCCUCUACGGUUGGAUCACAAGGCGAUGCCACCACUGCAGCGUAUGACUUUCGCAAUGUGGCCCAAGGAAAAGCUUAUGCUUGGGACAGCUACGAUCAGAUUGCACAACAUCUGCAACCUGGAAGUAUGUUUGGUUUACCGACGCACUGGAACAGCGGCAGCUUUGAUGACCUAUUACCCGGACUAGAACCGAUUUCCAGAUCCGACGGAUCUAUGAGCUACCAAAGUGAAUCAUCGUCGCCUGCAAGUGGAGCCACAAGAAAUACUAUCCAAAACAGCCAAGGAUUGGCAGCAAUUAAUCUGAACGAAAGUCUACUUCCACCCUUAUCCUCCACGUCGCCUUGGGUUGAUGAUACCGCGACUAUGGGUGCCAUCAGCAGCUCCGGGUCUUUCGCGAGCCCGUGUAUGGAACCACCUUACGGCCUACCUGAAGGCUCGCGCAUAACAGAUGCUAUUAUUGACUAUCCUGGAUCGUAUGGAAUUUGGGCUACAUUCUUUCAAAAGCCACAGAAUGAUAUGGAGGAGGCUCGAGUAUGGAAUGAGUUUAUCCCAAUCUCACGGACUCCAAGGACCGACGUAACCAAUACCUAA